Messenger RNA from Aspergillus campestris IBT 28561, 995 nucleotides. RefSeq lists its product as uncharacterized. The transcript is spliced from 2 exons. NCBI's taxonomy places the organism in Eukaryota, Fungi, Ascomycota, Eurotiomycetes, Eurotiales, Aspergillaceae. The coding region runs from base 64 to 915 and encodes 283 amino acids. The record is from RefSeq and is a predicted model, not a curated record.
AGAAAAAGCCUAUUCAUUUCCCUACACGGUACGGUACUAGCGGAUAGACAGGACAGGAUAUCAAUGAUCGAAUCCCUCCUCAUCAAAUGCCACAACGCAAUCUGGUCCCUCCUCCACGCCAUCAUCCUCGACGUCCCCCCAACCAGACUCCCCCUCUUCCCCGCUCUAGCAGGUUCAGUCUGGUUCUUGACGUUGGCGUCCUUGCUUCUCACGUGGAUUGCCCGUGGCAUGCCCCGGUAUCCGGGGCAGAGUAACCCGCAUAUUGCGUUUAUUUCGGAUAUUGCGUCCUUUGAGCUCAAACCUCUGUUUUUGAUUGGAACAUCUAUGACUGCUGUGGGGUUCUUACUGACUGUCGCUGCUGUUCAUGUCGUUUACUAUGAGCCCGGGUUUGCUCUGGCGCGGGCGCGGGCGAGAGCGAGAGCGAGAGCGAGAGAUACCCCCGUGCUAUCUCCCCAGUUCGAAAGGGCCCUAAGCGAUGACCAUAUCUCUAUAACCCCAAAUCAGCCCAUCGACAGCCACGACAUCCUCGAAGAGGAACCCCCAGAAUCCGAAGAAAGAGAAGACGACCCCACAACCCGCACCCUAAAACUCAUCUCCCUCCUCGCCAUCCUCGCAGCCAGCACAGCCAGCACGGCGCUCAUCCUCCUCGGCGUAAUGGACACCUUCCGGUACAAGACGCUGCACCACUUCUUCCUCCGACUGUGUUUCGCCGGAUUGGCUAUCCAGUCCGCUUGCACGGCUAUCGUGUAUGCUAAUGAGGUGCUUGAUUCCGUUGCUUAUUUGUGUCAUGGGGCGCGGUGGCAAAGUUAUACGGGGAAGAGGAAUCCGAGGGUGAGGGUUUUGUAUGUUCCCCCUCUAUCUUCUUUUUUCUUCCGUGGGGAAAAGAUAUAUAAACAUGGAGUAAGUGUUGGCUAAUGAUAGCAGUGCCUCCCUCUCAACAGCACUCAUCCUCGUCGAGCUCACCCUCGGCGUCGUCUUUCUCUCGCUGAUCGUCC